Molecule: messenger RNA, 5702 nt
Organism: Plectropomus leopardus (leopard coralgrouper)
Lineage: Eukaryota; Metazoa; Chordata; Actinopteri; Perciformes; Serranidae
Gene: phc2b
Product: polyhomeotic homolog 2b (Drosophila)
Biological process (GO): negative regulation of DNA-templated transcription
Cellular component (GO): nucleus; PRC1 complex
Molecular function (GO): chromatin binding; zinc ion binding; histone binding
Source: RefSeq, a predicted model, not a curated record
CGUGCUGCCGCUGUCUGCUCGGAGCCUGUCGGAUACAUCCAGGAAUGGUGUAGAAUAUCAGGAAAAACAGCCAGGGAGAGCGGACACAAGGAUCAGCGAGGCUGCGAGGCUUUCACGUUAACGGCACAGGAGAGCCAUUCAGAAGAGCCGGGGGUCAAAGGUGAGAAGAGCAGAGGGCACCAUGGAGAGUGAGCCGGGGGCCCCUGCCUCCACGGCCAACAGCACCGGGACCACCACCACCACCACCACCUCCACCACAGCACCCCCCUCCUCCUCCAGCACCACGGCUGCCAGCAGUAGUAGUACCUCUAACACUACUACUACUACUACAUCUACCACGUCCACUAGCAGUAGUAGCAGCAGUAGUAGUAGUAACACUAGCAGUAUUGCCAGUAGUAGUAGUACUACAGCAGGUAGACAGGCGGUGCCUCAGAUAUCUGUUUACAGUGGGAUACCUGACCGACAAACAGUGCAGGUUUUCCAGCAGGCGUUACACAGACAGCCGAACACAGCAGCACAGUACCUGCAGCAGAUGUACGCCGCUCAGCAGCAGCAUCUGAUGUUACAAACUGCAGCCCUCCAGCAGCAGCACAGCCUCAGCACCGCUCAGCUCCAGAGCCUGGCUGCUGUACAGCAGGCCAGCAUUGCAGCUGGCCGGCAAAGCUCUUCACAGAACGGCACUUCAUCCCAGCAAACAGGAUCAACUCAGGCUACGAUCAACCUGACCACCUCCCCAGCAGCAGCUCAGCUGAUCAGCCGAGCCCAGAGCAUCAGCUCCACUCCCACCAGUAUUUCCCAGCAGGCUGUUCUGCUGGGCAGCCCAUCCAGCCCCACGCUCACAGCCAGCCAGGCACAGAUGUACCUGCGCGCACAGAUGGCUCAGCAGAGUAACCUGGUGCAGGUGGCCAGGAGCCUCGGCCGUGCCGUUCCUCUGUCGCCACAGCUCAUCUUCACUCCAACAGCCACAGUGACGGCCGUCCAAUCAGAGAGUUCCACGCAGGCCUCCUCACAGAAUCAGGUGCAGAAUCUGGCCAUCCGCGGCCAGCAGGGGGCGACCACGUCCUCUUCUCAGACUCAGACGCUGCAGGCUCUCAGUCUGAAGCAGAGCCCUGUGCCCAUCCAGCCUGCCGCACUCGUCAAGAACUCCAGCCAAGUCACGCAGACGUCCACAGGAGGGAAGGCGGCCUCCUCCGACAGUUCAUCUGAAGCAGGGAAGAAGGGGGACAGCGCAGCUGUCACAGAGGUCCGAGCUAUAAACAUGAGCCGCAGCGUCACAGCCGUCAGUGCUCAGCCCCUGAUUGCUCCAGCGUACACACAGAUUCAGCCCCACUCCCUGGUUCAGCAGCACAAGCAGCAGCAGCAGCAGCAGUUUGUGGUCCAUCAGAGCCAAACUUCCCAGAGGACCGCGGGCCAGCUGCUGCAGACGGCCUCCAUUCAACCGUCACAGCACCCGGUCCCCGUACUGCCCAAACCUGCUCCACACCAGCCCUCCACGCCCAGCCAGCAGGCCACCAUCUUCCACUCCACCAUCAGCCCCCACGCCCUCCACUCCUCCCUCAACCACGCCAAAGCUCAGCCCGUCCAGCUCACCGCCAUCAACCUCCAGAUACAGCCAACGGCCUCUCGACUGGUUCAGGACAGUAAAGAUAAGCCAACCUCACUGGUGGUCAGAGAGACGUGUCCGGCCCCCGCCACGCAGCAACAGCAGCCACAACAACAGCAGCAACCUGCGCCUUCGCCAUCACAACCCGCCAAGCCUGUAGAGCAGCCCAAGGUCGACUCAGCCGCACCAGCUGCUCAGCCACAAGCAGGCGGGGGCUCAUCCAAGAGGCCGAGUGUUGCACCUGGGACCCCACCUCCAGCCAUGACCUCAGGAAAUGAGAGUGAGGCGCCCACCGUGACGGGCAGCACGCCGCAGAACGGAGAGAACAAACCGCCCCAGGCCAUCGUCAAGCCCCAGGUCCUCACACAUGUCAUCGAGGGCUUUGUCAUCCAGGAGGGCGCAGAGCCGUUCCCCGUGUGUGUGGAGCGCCUGCCGAUCCUCAUCGACAGCCCAAAGAAGCUGGAUCAUCAGCUCUCCUCAGACCCAGACAAAACCCCCGUCAGCAACGCAGGAAACAGUGACUCUGAGCCCGAGGACAUGAACCAGCCAGCAGAAAAAGAGCAAGAACCCAAGCUGACGUGUGAAUACUGCGGCUGGGUCGACUUUGCGUACACGUUCAAAGGCUCUAAACGCUUCUGCUCCAUGGUUUGUGCAAAGAGGUACAACGUGGGCUGUACGAAACGAAUCGGCCUUUUCCGUCCAGAGAGGAGUAAACCAACGAGUCGCUGGCGUAGAAGAUCUCAGGGCCGCUCCAGUAUAGAAGCUAAGAAGCAGAAGCUGUCCCCCUCCCCGCAGCAGACUCAGGGCGGCUCUGUAUCAUCGCCGCAUCCCUCACAGCCUAGCCAGGAGGAGUCCAGCCCGUGUUCGGACAUGUCCAGCUACGAGGAGCCGCCGUCGCCCCUGUCAGCAGCCAGCUCAGGACCCCCACCUCCCGCUCCGGCGCCAGCCCAGGUCCCCGUCCACCGGCACCCAAGCAGGGCGUCAGACCAGGAGGGCUGCGCUGUUAGAGAAGCACCAUCGCUCCGUCAGCGCUUCUUACCCAACGACCCCACCAAGUGGAAUGUGGAAGAAGUUUACGAGUUCAUCCGUUCACUGCCAGGUUGUCAGGAGAUUGCAGACGAGUUUCGCUCUCAGGAGAUUGACGGACAGGCUCUGCUCCUGUUAAAGGAGGACCACCUCAUGAGCACCAUGAACAUUAAACUGGGACCUGCACUCAAGAUCUUCGCGCGAAUCAACAUGCUCAAAGACUCUUAGCAGGAGAGAGUGUGUGCCUCGUGCAUUGAUCUUAGUGUGUCUUUGUGUGUGUGUGUUUGUAAGCGUGUGAAAGAAGAGUGUGAAACUUUGGGAAAUGAUGUCAUCGUAGCACUGACAACAGACGGACUGCACUAUGGCCUCGCCUCUUCCCCACUACUGGACCGACUCCUUUAAAUCACAUUCAAACUCAUCUGUUGAGCUGCAUCAUUUAAACUUUGUCAUUCACAGGACUGAUGUUGUUUAUACGCCAGAGCUGCAGCUCAAACACUGGAAGCUGUUGAAUUGUGUUUACAUGCCCUUACAGGGGUCAAAAUCAGGAGCCACAAUGAGAUCUGUGCCAUGUUCCAAAAUGUUGAUUCUCACAUCAGAUGAUCUGAUUUACGCCUGCUUUAACAUGCAAGCUGUAUCAGACUUGGAUAAAGAACACAACAUUUAAACGGCAGGUGAAGUUUGCCUUUAGACUGCUGUUGGAUCCACCUGAGUUGGACGUGUGUUCUUGCCCACAUUGUGAUCAGAUCUGAAUGUGGAGUUGUCAGUGAGCGUCUGUCGCUCUAUUUUUGGUUUUUCCUGCAUUGUUGGCACCAGUUGACCCUUGUCAGUGGCUUUUUGGACAUUUCAGUAUGUUGAAUUGGAGACAGCGGAGUCUGUGGGUAAAUUAAAUUACUCUAAUUGGCAGUUCAGCUCAGAGCUCAAAAAGAGAAGUUGAAGUGAGGAAGAAGUCAAGAGGGAGUGAGAUCGAAACUUAUAUAAUAUUCGGGGAUGGGUUGCCAUUGAGCCUUUUAGCCGAAACAGGUCAUAAUUGUGUUAUUAUUCACUGGCGCACAGUACAUAUCUUUUGUUCUUUCAACAUUGGGUUGUGUUGUUUAUGUGCUCACUGGCUAACUAGCGUCUUAAAUCUGUCCUUUUCGGCCUCCUGGUUUUCCUUUUUGAAUGUUCGAUUACAGACUAACGCCGCCUGUUGCUAUGGAGUUAUUUUCUCUCAGGCAGGUGCAGAAUGUACAUACUUGUUGGCUGUAGUCUUUGCAGUGUGUUCAAGUCCAACUUUUUGGCCGAGAUACAGGCAAUACUAGGCCAACCAGAGUAAUGCAGUUAAGUGCUAACCUCUGAGGUUGAAAAAUGAAGCCAAUGCAAAAGUGCCCAAAACUGCAGUUCAUCAACUGGCCAUGAAAGGCUGCCUCCAAAACAGACUAAAUCCCCUGUAGACCCUUUUAAUAAAAUGUCCAACUUUACAGCGGAAGUAAAGUAAGUGGAAAAAUGGUUUUGGUCUGUAUAGCAAAUGUUUAACAUCCAUGACAACUGUAUGGGAUUUAAUUUAUUAGGCCUCUUCCAUUAAAUUCAAUUAAGGCCCAAAAUUACAUAUAUUUAAAGUGGAUUCGCUUCAGUGAGACCUUGCUCUCUGCAAGGCGACACUACACCCUGUGAGUCAGCUACAAAGUCUUGUCCAAAUAUGUUCACUUCUGGCUCCAAAAAUCAAGAUCGCGAUGGCCAAAAGGCCAAACUGGAGGCCUCAAAAUGGCAGUCCACAAACCAGUGGGUGACGUCAUGGUCGCUGCUUCAUUAUGGCUCCAGUUUAGUUGCAUUCUCAAAAUAAAAGAAAGUUAUUUUUAAAAAAUCAUCCAACUAAGCUGCAUAUCAUAAAGCCACACAUCACUCUUUCCUCUAUGAAACAAAAAUAAGUCAAGCAGAUACAGAAGCAUUGCUGUCCUUGACCUGAGACAUGCCGUGUAGCUAUUUUAUUAUAUUAAGAUCUGAUAAAAGCAACAGUUAUUAAUGUCUGGUGUAGAUGCAAAGGUCUUUAUUAGAUAUUAUCCAGAUACAGAUUCCUCAAUAAUAGCAGCUGUAAACGGGGUCUCAGAUUUAGCCCGAGAAAAAAAAACGUAGUUUUAUGAAAAAUGGAGAAGGCAAUAAAGAGGGUUGAAAGAACAAGUCAAAGUGCACAACCUGCUCAGUUACACCUGGGCUGGGUCAUAUUUCAACACAGUCGUUCUGAAUUAAGUCAUUAAGACGAACGUGAGUAAAAUCUGAAUUUAUUAUUAUUAUUAUUAUUAUUAUUAUUAUUAUUAUAAUAAGAGAUGUUUUUGUACAGUUUUGUUAGUGUGUGAAUGAAAAAGCCAUUUCUCUUUGUGUGGCUGGGAACAGAAGAUUGCAUUCAUUAAUUUUCUCAUUUUUAUUCAGCAGAUGCUCCUUUGCCUUUUCUCACAAUAAGACUCUCACAGCCUUUGAAUACAAAGCUUGAAUGCAGAGAAAACGUUUAAGCGGUUUCUUUUUGUGACAUUGAUUUCCCUUUCAUGAGGAACUCGCCAGUUUUUCUCCUGUAGAUUUUAAACUACUUACAAAUGAUUUUUCACAAUGAUUUACUAAAAUAUGACAUUGAUUUCUCGACUCGGCUUCAUAGAAGGACACUAAGUUAUCUGAGGAACAGUUGGGGCGUGCAGCCUGGCUUUUGGCACUUAUUUUCCUUUUUGUUUGCUUUAGUGUUACGAGACACUCCAGCUAAAGUGAGAGCUGCACUUGUGCAGCAGUGCAAACACAUUUAUAUGUAUAUAGCCGCUUGAUUAAGGAGAAAGACAAACCAAGUGUGAAGUUCUCAUUGUUUAAGUUAUCCUUGCUAUUUUAAAACAGAAAUUUAAUGAUGUUCAGUAUUUUUGAAAUAUGCAAAUGUAUAAAAUGUCAUGGCCCGGGAAUUGUUUUUUAACUUUUUUUUUCUAACAAAAUAUGAUCAUGUCUAUUUGUGUUUUUUGGCUGUGAUGGAAGGUCAACUUUUUUAGAUAAGGCUUUGUCAAAUGCUUGUAUUUAUCAAUACUGUUUGUUACACAUUUUGCAAUUAUAAAUAAUUUGCAAUUCA